GUCAACAUAACAUACAACACCACCGCGAGCCGCGUCUCCCACGGCGAAGACCCUCCUUUUGAACCAUAUCUAGAGUCGAUUUCAAUCUCUCGGAUUGACGCGAUAAGUAUUUACGAGCCAGUUUUGCUAUCUCGCACGCGCAUGGCAGGGUUGUGUACUGCAGUUGCGGGGAUCACAACAAAGGGGUACAAAGCAGGAAAGACAUACACAUAGCUUUUACACUUUACAUAAAUUCUUCGCGCGCGAACCCGAGUAUCACGACUAUUUCUAUUGCAGUAUAUAUAUACACUCGCAUAAAAAGAGAGGUCAGGCUCCAAAAGCCAACCAACCUGGCCAUCAUGGCAUCACGACCGAGCACGCCCCCAGAGCACUAUUCCAUGCACGACGAUUUCUCUUAUCCCUCACCACAAGACUAUCACGAGGCACACAGCUUGAAUGGAGCAGCGCAUUCUCACUCCGGACAGGACUUUUCAAUAAACAUGCAAAUGCAUGGCAUGGAUAACUUUGAAGGCUCCCACAACGACCUGGCAGGAACUAUGGGUGCUGGGAAUGGUCUCGGCAGUCUGGCAGAUGAAUUAGCAGAAGCAUGGUACGGCGAUGAAGAGUAUGAGGAGGAAGGAGCCGGAGGAGCUACAGAAGGCUACACGUUUUCCGGCGACCUCCCAAUCCGCUCAAUCCCUUCACCCACAAAACUCAGCACCUAUGGCGACACCGAUGGACGAUUAUCUCCUAAAAAAGACGCGCAUUUCAACAGACACAGACGGCUUCAAUCACAGUACGACGGGUCCGACUACGGGAACGACUCGGACCUGGAAGAAUCGCCAGGCAUAACAUCUGGGCUGGAGGCACGAAUGGCCGUCAUUGAGAGUCUAGCACGACGAGGCACCGAAGAAAACGGCGGCGAAGGCGACACGGUCGUCGAACGUGUGGUCAAUGGGUUACGAGACUUGGGCGGACAAUCCGGCGUCGAAGGCGGCGCAACCAGGCUAAUCACCGCCCACACCGCCCUAUCAACACAUCUCACGCACCAAACACGCACACUCCACUCCCUCGCCUUCCCCCUUUUCUCCCCGCUCUCUGUCCCCCCCGACGGCGACGCCAUUGACGAACUCCUGCCCAUUCUCAGCGACACCGCCACGCUCGUCCCGCAGCCCUCCGCCGCGGCCCUCUCCUCCCUCUCGCAACUCUCCUACCUGACCACCGAUCUCGUCCGCAUGCUCGACCACCUCUCCGACUCGCUGCACAUGUCGCGCCAGACAACCACCGCAGCGGCCCGACGGCUGCGCAGCGCACGCGAACUGACCGCCGAGAUGCGCAGAGAGACUGACGCCCGCGAGGAGAGCGAGCGCUGGAUCGAGCGCGGCAGCUGGCAGACCCGGCUGGCCGAGCGCCAGUGCGCCACCGUCUGCCGGGAAGUCGUUGGCGGCUUUGAAGAAGUGUGUCAGGGCUGGAGAGAUCGAUUGGUCGCCGCCGCUGAAGUGGGCGCUGGGUAAUAGCCAUGCGUGGGUUUUAGAGUUGUCAUUUUUCUGUUUUUCUUUUCCUUUUCCUUUUCCUUUUCCUUUUCCUUUUCCUUUUUUUUUCUUCUUUUUCUUUUUCUUUUUCUUUUUUUGGGGGGUUUGCUUUCGUUCUAUGUCUGUCCCAUUCUCUCUCUCUCUCUCUCUCUCUCUCUCUCUCUCUCUCUCUCUCUCUCUCUCUCUCUCUCUCUCUCUUUCUCUUUU
Molecule: messenger RNA, 1718 nt
Organism: Xylona heveae TC161
Lineage: Eukaryota; Fungi; Ascomycota; Xylonomycetes; Xylonales; Xylonaceae
Exons: 3
Coding region: 339-1493 (384 amino acids)
Source: RefSeq, a predicted model, not a curated record